AUGGCUACCGCAGCCGACGGGUCGGUGGAGUACUGGCCUUGUUGGCAUCAGGCGAGUAGAUUGAUGUUGCCAGUCGUCACCACUGGCGCCCUUUUGAGUUCGGUCUCGUCAGCUCCUGCAGACCAGGAGAUUGGGAUCGAUGUCGGAUAUCAAUGUGAGCCAACCAUGGGACCGGGAGGGCGUUCAAACCUUCUUGGUGGGGAGACUCGCAGGGCCAUGCCCAAUGCGGCCCUGCAGCCUCCAGUCUACACCACCGUUCCUUACCAAUAUGUUUCGGACUUUGCUCAAGUUCCUACUGCAUUCAUCCCGAACGGAACCCCUCUCUGUGUUCCAUCUAGUAGUGCCUUCGAGUUCUGCGUGCCCGUCAUGCGCUACCAACCUCUCGAUCCUGGUUGGCAUUGCCAGGACAUGCCGUCUCAUCAGCCUUUUACUCAGGGAAACCAGAAUUAUGAUGAUUUGCCAAAUGAACCCGCUCUUGGUGAUGAUGGCUCCGCUACCAUGAGUUCCCCUCACUCUGACAUUCCCCUCCCCGGUGACAUCCCUUUCUCAGGCUUCGACGGCGUGCCUUAUCAGCAUCAGCACUACCAUGAUCUGUCAUUUAUCGAUUUCCCACUGAUUGCGAUGGAUGAUAAUGGCUUCCCAGUAUAUCAGCCGAUGGAGGAAUUCCUGCAACUCGGUGACGACUCAGACCACCAAUACAGUCCGGUCAUACCAUUUUGCAUGUGUCCGGAAUGGCCUGACUCAUCUCAGUCCAGUGUGGACAGCCUCUCCAGCAUUCAGGAUGAGCCUUAUCAAAUGAUCCACCCGGUGCUUCCCGUCGAGAGCGAUUACUUUAGGCACGAAUUCACGGAGGAGUACAGCACCACACCUCCCUCGGGCCCAUCGAGAAAUAGUUCUCGCUCUUCUCGGACAGGGGAGACAAGGAACACUGGUGGUCGUAGCGGACCACUCGACCCCAGUGCACGUGAACAGGCCAGCAAGACUCGCCAAAUCGGAGCUUGUAGGCGAUGUUCGUGGCAAAAGAACAAGUGUGAGCCCGGCCCGGAUGGAACCAACGGUCCGUGCCUGCCUUGCUUCAAGAUUCUUACCAAUGAUUCGAAAAAGGUUGUCCACCGGUUGCCAUGUAACCGAUCUAAAUUGACAGACGCUGUCAUGUUCCGUACCGGCGGACUAAACUUCACGAAAAGGCGGGGAUGGGAGGGCGCCGCGAUGAUGGACAUGAGACCAGAUGACUGGGCGGACGACUCAAUCAUCACAAUCCGCCUAACACUUGGCUAUUGUGAUCAACCUAUCGAGUUGCAAGUCCGCAGGUUCGUACCUCAGGAAGGCGUCGACAUGAUCUCACGCUUUUGGCUGGAUCCACAUGGUCGACAGCAAACGACGAAGAUCGCACCAUACGCGCUGCACAACAUCAAGGCACACAGGGCCGUAUUGGUGUCGCAUGUCAUGGCGAAUGCGUUUCAAGCAAUCAAGCGCUAUGCGGAGAACAAAACCGUGCACCCUAUAGUCACGGAGACCUACAAAGUCGCAUGGGACCACAUGCGAGCAGUUGACUACCAAUCGCCGAGUAGCAAAGUCAAGGCAAAGGAGUUUAUGGAAGAUUUAUUCAAACUGUGGUUUGCCAUGAAGAAUACACUCGGAUCGGCAUGGCUUCUUGGAGACCCUGGUCAAAGAGAGACGCUCUACAUGAGCCCCGACGAAAGAGACGGCCAUCCGUUCCCAGACAAGAUCAGCGCUCCACGCUUGGUCUGCCAGCAGUUUGAUGCCAUCAACUACUGCUCGAUGCUAAACCCUUGGCGAACAGCAUUUUUCAAGAAGUUGGAUCAGAUCAUGGCUGCGAAGAUUGACCCCAAGAUGCUGUAUACUGUUUAUCUUGCUAUCUUCAUCCUGCUCCACGAGGUUUCCAACACGUCAAAAGACCGUUACUGGCACGCCAGACACAAGAAGGAUGUGCAACGACGAUAUGACAUGGAACUCUUCAUGGAGCAGCUUCAUGAUGGCGCCAACCAGCUCUUGUACGCAUGGCACUACUACAAAUGUGGCUUCAACCCCCUUGAUGCCAACCCAAACGAUGCCAACCCUCUUGACGCCGAUUGGGUGAAAGUCACGGAUGAGAGGACGACGGAUAUAUUCAACCACAUGACCACAGACCAAGCAAGAGUGAUGGUUCACCAUGCCAAGGAGAGUAGCAAUGGAACAGUGCCAGAAACGCGCGCAGAAAGGAAGGGCUGGAAUGGGCUCGUCUUCAACCCACAGGAAAAAAGCCCGCUCAUCUGGGAACGUGAUAUGCACUUUGUUUCCCAAAUGUUCAAUGACGAUUGGCAGCAUUCCCGUGUCUGGAGUCGUGCCAUUGAUCAUGGACAACCGCAGAGGCUUUGA
Pestalotiopsis fici W106-1 is the source of this 2379-nucleotide messenger RNA. RefSeq lists its product as uncharacterized. The transcript has 6 exons. Bases 1 to 2379 code for a protein of 792 amino acids. The record is from RefSeq and is a predicted model, not a curated record. Lineage: Eukaryota; Fungi; Ascomycota; Sordariomycetes; Amphisphaeriales; Sporocadaceae.